AUGGCCACCACUAAUUCUUGCAUCCUCCAAUUCACCCCUUCCUAUUAUGCAGCCACACAGGGCAAUGAGUUCAACUUCAGUGGCCUGUACCUGUACCACACGUACAAAGGCUCUAACGCCAACCAGGUGGAAAUCAUACCAAGACACCAGUUUGGCACAUUGACCGUUAACAACUGGGUUAUUCGUGAUGGGCUCUCAGGUUCUGCCAAAGUCAUUGCGCGUGCCCAGGCCUGCAUGUCAAUGCCAGUGACUGGCGUAGCUCCUUCAGCCUAG
Molecule: messenger RNA, 273 nt
Organism: Miscanthus lutarioriparius
Lineage: Eukaryota; Viridiplantae; Streptophyta; Magnoliopsida; Poales; Poaceae
Source: the annotation of a GenBank genome assembly